This is a messenger RNA of Dreissena polymorpha, 1823 nucleotides long. RefSeq names its product endonuclease/exonuclease/phosphatase family domain-containing protein 1-like. The transcript is spliced from 13 exons. NCBI's taxonomy places the organism in Eukaryota, Metazoa, Mollusca, Bivalvia, Myida, Dreissenidae. Gene Ontology annotation, biological process: neuron projection morphogenesis; early endosome to late endosome transport. The record is from RefSeq and is a predicted model, not a curated record. Gene Ontology annotation, molecular function: guanyl-nucleotide exchange factor activity; SNARE binding. Gene Ontology annotation, cellular component: tubular endosome; early endosome; transport vesicle. Bases 587 to 1717 code for a protein of 376 amino acids.
CUUCCUCUUGACUUGUGUCUUUGUAUAGGUAGCCAUCUUGUUUGAAGAGACAUUUUACAACAGCAAAGAUGAGAGUAACGGUGUUCUAUGCGUGUCAGAGGUCUUCAACAGAGCUGUGGAAACAGGCGAUGCAAACAAACUACUGCCCCUGACUAUUCCAGACUGCCGACCAGUUAUAACGAGUUCUAUCAACUUCUGUGGGGUCAGCAAGGCUCUGGAGACAAAAUACACUGUCUUAGGACAGAAGCUAUUGGUUGAUUGCUUGCGAAUUAGGAUGGGAACUGACCAAUUGGAGGCCAUGUCUCAAAACGACAAGCAGCAAAAAGUGAUGAUCCUGGAUAAUCAAGCUGUGGAACAAAUCCAAAUAGGCAAGAUAAUGCCAUCUCUCUUAGGGGAGGGGUUACACCUGCAAGAGACUGUCACCCAAAUGAUGGGGUUGUGUAAGAAUGUCUUACGAAACAAGGUCAAGGGUCAGCAAGUCAUACGAAGUGCCAAAACCAAGGAGAAUCUUGACCAGUUGUUGCUGACAUUCUGCAUUGAUUAGCAGAAGUUCUCGGGAUCUGUCACUCCUGCACUUGUGGAGUUGAUGUCUGGUCAGGUGACGAGAGCCAUGCAGUUAGUCCUGAAUGACAGUCUGGUGGUAAUAAUUUAUGUCUACAAUACAGGAACAACAAUGAACGUGGUCCACAAGCACCUGUUUGCUACCAUCACCAACUGCAUGAAGAGCAAUGACUCAAAUCUGAACAAGAAGAACCCUAACUUGGUGGACACGCGUCUAGAACACCUGCAUGUGCGCACAGAGUACGAGGAGAAUUUGCCUGGCUCACGGAAAGAGCUGUCCAAGCUGAACGACUUCAGUACGCCUCUCGAGCAUCUACAGUGCCUCAAACAUGUCGUGACGUUUCGUACAAGGCUUGUGGAAGCUGCAAAAAGUGAAGACACUCUUCAUUUGGCCGCACUAUAUGUCCAGGAAGGACUAAUAGACAUUUUAUCCAAGAACGGUUGCCUUGCUGAUGCCUCCGAUGUCCUGGGCCGCACUGCACUGCAUAUGGCGGCAUUGAAGGGACAUCAAAACAUCAUUAGUAAGGAGUACAAUGGAUUCCUGUAUGAUGAAAUGCAGGGCGUUGUCCUAGUAAGCUCUACCCUCCUGGCUAUGGACAAGAAAAAGAAACCCUUCACUAGACGACCCUGCAUUGCUACGUUCAAGAUCAGCGGUUUUGACUGCGCACUGGUAAGUGUAUAUCUGAAGGCAACCGGUCUGGAGAAUGAGGACAUCGGUCGACUGCAGGCAGAGAUUGACAAUAUCCCCAACCUUAUAGAGGCCAUUAGGACUGCUCUUCCAGGGGAAAAUGAUAUUAUACUGCUUGGUGACUUUAACCUGUCUCCAGUUACUAAAGAUUUUGACGAUCUUCGAAAUCAAGGCUAUCACAAUUGUAUUGCCGACGGUGUCUUCACAAACAUAAGCGACGCCAACAAAAAAGGCAGCAAGACAUACGAUAACAUCUGGAUAUCUAAACAGACAAAACAAGUGUUCACUGGUCAAUGUGACGUCGUGAGAGAGGGACUGUCCAGUCCCUGGAUCCCCAAGGGCUGGACGUGGGGCGGGGUCGUGAGUGACCACUGUCCAGUGUGGGCCCAGUUCUACACGGGCCGUGACCUUGACACUGGAGACUUGAAGAUCGGACCAGAGGCCAUUAAAUUUGCACUGACUGACUGAUGUUUAGUAAAAGAUUAGAAUAUUACAUGUUUGACUCUGGUAUGACAGACAUCACUAGUAGCAAUUGAUAAUGCAGUUCUUUAAACAAUAAAUAGUGACAAUAUUC